Molecule: messenger RNA, 1244 nt
Organism: Cicer arietinum (chickpea)
Lineage: Eukaryota; Viridiplantae; Streptophyta; Magnoliopsida; Fabales; Fabaceae
Source: RefSeq, a predicted model, not a curated record
AAGUUCCAGUUACGUGGUUUGUUUGGCCGGUCUUUUUCGUUUUGGGAGAUUUUGUUCUCCUAAACUUGCUCCAAAACACAAGUUGAAUAGGAACUUUCUCGCGGUGGCGAGUAAAAUGGGUUUUGAUUUCAGGAAUUUAGCUUCGAUUCUUCACCGUGAUUCUUCUAUUCCUAUUGUUUAGAUUCAAUUUCAAACUUUUAAUAUCGCUAUCACAAAUUUCAGAAAAAAAAAAUGAAUAGCGCCUUCAAAACUACCUUGACUCACUCAAACCCUAAUCGUCUCUCUUCCACCCUCAGACUCUUUCAUUCCACUCCUCCUUUGGAACGCAAAAGGCGAAAUAAUUGGGAAUCUAGAUGCAACCAUUAUUCGAGAAGAUUUAGAAGGAUGCAGGCGAAACAAUCGUUGCUUCGCAAUGUCAAUGCUUAUGCAGAAUUCAUGUUUCAGAGCUGGAAAGAAGAUAAUGAUGAAGAUGAUCCAUCUUCAAGCCGAGACACCUCGUGGUUUAAAAAACAAUAUUCUCCUAAGGACUUUGGAAGGCAAAAUAAUGGCAAUCAAGGAAGAUAUCAUUACAGAAAGUAUCAUGAAUUUUGUGAAGAAGAUAUUGAUGUUGAAAACAUUUUCCGCUCUGCCUUUGGUGGCAAUCGAUUUUUCUAUUGGUCAUUUAUAAAUGAGGAAAAUCCUCAAUGGAGGAGGUCAGAAGGCUUUUCUAAUUAUGGGAAAUCUUGGAAGUGGAGACGUCAGAGUGACAAUGGAUACGGCUCCUCAACUGACUCUGAGUCCGAGUCUGAGUCUGAGACUUCACGUUCAAAUUCAGUUUCAGAUAGAUUAGCCCUUGGAUUGAGUGCUUCUGGUCCUCUGAAACUUGAAGAUGUGAAAAUUGCGUACCGGGCAUGUGCCCUUAAAUGGCAUCCUGAUCGUCAUCAAGGCUCUUCCAAGGUUAUUGCAGAGGAAAAGUUCAAGCAUUGCAGUGCAGCCUAUCAAUCUUUGUGUGAUAAGUUGGCAGUAAAUUAAGGACGAGUAUGCUUUUCUACAAGAAUCCAACUCUUAAUCAUCAUUUGCCCAUACUGAUUAAUUUAACACAAUUUGCUUAAUUCUAGUUUCUAGUAAUUUUAAUGUACACUAUUGGAAAUAAUAUGUACACCACUUCACAUUAAAAAUUUAUUAGUUCAUCACCAUUUCUUUUCCCCCUAAUAAACAUGUUCAUAAUUUGUAUUUUUGAUGGGUAAGAGAGCUAUUUACUUCCA